Cylas formicarius (sweet potato weevil) is the source of this 4265-nucleotide messenger RNA. It is a transcript of the gene Mekk1, whose product is annotated as mitogen-activated protein kinase kinase kinase 4. Lineage: Eukaryota; Metazoa; Arthropoda; Insecta; Coleoptera; Brentidae. Gene Ontology annotation, molecular function: ATP binding; protein kinase activity. The coding region runs from base 132 to 3974 and encodes 1280 amino acids. Gene Ontology annotation, biological process: protein phosphorylation; MAPK cascade. The record is from RefSeq and is a predicted model, not a curated record. The transcript is spliced from 14 exons.
UCCACAUAGAAAAUCUGUUUCUGUAGUUGGAGCACUGACCAUAAAUUUGAUUUGUUUUGGUGGUUAACCAUAGUUAACACCAUUCAUUCUGAAAACUGUAAUUAUAGGUUAGAUUAAAAAUUUUAUUUUUUAUGUUAAAACUUAAUAAUAAAUCUUUUCUAUGUACAUUACAAUUAGGUUAUUUUAAAAUAAAUUUUAUUAUGGAUGAGGAUUUAAGCCCGAACGAUGAAGUUAGCUUGUACGAUGUUUUUGGAAAAACGCCACCCAGAACAAAAAUUUUGAAAAAAAAUAGAGAAAAAAAGCAGAAACAUACUGGAUCAGAUACAUCAACAAAAGUAAAAUCUAAACAUACACUUCAUAGAAGAAACACAUUCAGCACUAUGUAUGACGAACUUAUUGCAAGGGCAGAUAGUUCGGAUAUGGAACAAGCAUUUAGCAGACGAUCUCACAAACGGCAGAUGAAGCUACAUAGGGGUUCAGAAAGAGAUUUAAAAUUAGAUAUUGAGAGUGCUACCAAAUAUGGACUCCAUCAUCACCAUUACACGAAGCCAGGAACUCCAAGCUAUCAGAUUGAAAGUGACCGAAGGUUUAUGUGCUUAAAGGGUCGUACAUUUGCUUGCCACAAACAAAAUGUUAGUCAAUGUCAAGAAAUGGUGGAUAAUGUAAAAAGGAACGAGAGUAUUUCCCAAGAAGAUGAAUGCCCCAAAAGUAGGGUCGAGUUUUAUCAUACAUUGAGCAUAUUAAUUAGGAUGGGUGGCAGUCGAGAGGAGAAAAACACUAGAAGGGGGAUAAGUCGAGAGGAAUCUCUUUGGCAGACUGAAAUAAAGGACCUAAUUUGGUUAGAUCUUCAGGCCUAUCAUUCUGAUCGCUCACCCACUGAAGAAGAUGAGUAUCUUUGCAAAGCAAGAGAUUCUGUUGACCCAUUGCUACAUGAUAUAUUGACAUAUCAAUUUAAUAGGACUUCACGAAGAUAUCUUUCUAAUAAUAGCGAUAGUGGUGUUGAAGAAGAUUGUACAGGUUGUUUGUCGGUGUUCUGUGUGUCAUGUAUGGAAGCUCACACCGAAGCUUUAAGAGAGGUUGAAGGUUUAAUGAAGCGACUAGAAGGUGUGGAGGCACUUUUUCCUUCUUCCAAAGCUUUUGCUGAACUGUACCCAAUCUACAGUAGUCCCGAGUUUAUUAAUAGGGUAAAAGCAAUUAGCUUAUGGUAUAAUAUGACUGUGCUUCAGAGGCAAAAAUUAGUAAUCUUGGGGCGUUUGGUUUUGUGUUUAGAAACUAGGCACAAUGCUUGGCCUUUGUCAAAUGAUGACAUCUCAGAAAGUUCCUCUGACAGUAAUAAUAGUACAAAUUCUUUACUCAUUGAACGUUGCGUGAAAUACAAUGAGAUGUACAAUAUUAUCCCAGUUGCAUCUAUAAUCACCAAAAAAGAUGAAGAUGGUAUUUCUCCAUAUAGGAGAUAUAUUGAAAAUGUGUUAAAAACACGAACUCUUCAUAAGAGUUUAAAUUUUUUGGAAAAGAUCCACACUGAGCUUCUUCGCAAAGCUAAUUGGACUUUGGAGAAGCCCCAAAGUAACAGCAUAUUUGGCAAUGAUUUAUGUGAUACUGAAGAAGAUGAACUUAGGAGGUACGGUUUUUGGAGUCCAGAGGCAAAAAAUAUUGGAUUACCAUCUUACCAUUCUUUGUUCUUAUUUCUUUCGAGGAUUUCAUUGGAUGUGAUACAGGAAUACCUUAAAAUGAGGCUAGAACAUAAGCCGGAGAAUCCCUCGCCCCUUAGCGUGCGGCAGUUAAUGAGGGAACUUAAAGGGGGCCUCCAAGUAGGCAUAACUGAAAAAGAGAGGUUUGAAAAUUAUGUUCGGGUUGUUAAAGAUGGGAUGGAAACCAUACAACCUGCUUGCGAGAAACAGCUGGAAGAACUCGACGAAUACAUGACAAAGGUUUUUAAGGACUACCUUGAAUAUCUUGAACAAUGGAUCUUAAUACAUGAGAAUACUCUUCAAAAAAAUUUGUUGGAAGAGGAAUAUUUAUUUUCCAGUGCAGUGAUUAAGCAUAUACCAAAAGGACAUGAAUUGCUGUUUAAGCAGUAUGGGAACAUUUUGGGAACAAUUUUUGAAAGGAUUGGAGGGAGAUUACUAAGCCGAAGCGAAGAGCUUUUGGAAGAGGUUCAAAAAAAUGAUGCAAACACAUUAAAACAAACCUUGUUCGCGAUAUGUCGAGAACUACAAUCAGUUUUUAACGAAGAAAGGGAACUAAGCAUGAAAACCAUGGCGUUUUGCAAAAAGUUUUCCCUUGAACCUUCAAAUUACGAUAGGAAUCGAGAAUAUUUCAUGACAACUUUCGUUUUUGUAAAAAAUUCAGUCAUUUCUUUAAAAUGUGUAAUACCGGAAGUAAUAGCCAAGGUACAAGGUCUCUUCGAUUACAUCAACAAGGAUUAUCUAGAGGAUGCGGAUAAGGCAGCGCUUAGUUCUCGAGUAAGAGAAAUUCUCAUGCAGAUUUACAGAUUUGGUUUUGAGUUUCAUAAAGAAAUGGCGGACAGUCCAAACCGCCACAAGUUAACGAAGAGUAUGGUACAUUUUGCUAAACUUUGGAUGACUUUUGUAACUGAGAGGUGCGAAAGAGGGCGGGGCCUGCGUCCUAGGUGGGCAACCCAAGGGAUAGAAUUUUUGCUGACAGUUUGUGAACCAGCCAACACAAAGUACUUGACUGAAGAAGAGUUUGAAGAUCUCAAAAAAAGUAUGGAUGAGUGUAUAUCUCAUUUGAUAGGCACCAGAGCUGCAUCUACCCCUGAUAGUGGAUUUUACACUGCUUCUCCAAAAUCAUUGGACCACAUAAGGACACGGUCUAGAGGUUCAUCACCCAGUCCUCGACCUUCUUACAAGAGCCAGAGAUCAGGCCAGUCAAGAAAAACUAGUAUAGAACAAACAUCGCCAAACUCUGAAUUAAUGGACGCAAUAAAUUUUGGCAAUCAAAUUAUAAAAAGAGAAGGCAAGAACAUAUGCUCCAUAAAAAUUAUGUUGCCGCCUAAAACACAUCCAGAACGAGUCAGAGAAGCUUUGGAAGCUUUGGAGUUGAAGUUGGAUGAUAAACUUUCUAAGCAAAACUUAAUAGGGAAGGUUGUAGAAUUUAAUUUGGACAAGCGAAAACAAAUAAAAAGAAGAAAUGUAACUUUUUCCUGGCAGAGAGGUAUAAAAAUAGGUCAAGGCAGAUUUGGAAAAGUUUAUACAGCCGUUAAUAAUAAUACUGGAGAAAUGAUGGCUGUUAAAGAACUUUUGCUGCAAGCCAAUGAUGAACUGACCGUUAAGAAUGUCACUGAAGAAAUGAAAAUUCUUGAAGGGUGUAUUCAUGAAAAUUUGGUUAGGUACUUUGGUUUGGAAAUAUAUCCAGAUAAAAUGUUGAUAUUCAUGGAGUUUUGCGCUGAAGGAACACUGGAGAAUCUGAUAAACGCUACUGAAAGUGGACUGCCAGAACUAUUGGUCCGAAAAUAUGCAUACCAGCUUUUAUGUGGUAUGGCGUGUUUGCAUGAUCACGGCAUUGUGCAUAGAGACAUAAAACCUGCAAACAUAUUUUUAACGGAAGAGGGAAACUGUUUAAAAAUUGGGGAUUUUGGGUGUGCAGCCAAAAUUAAAUCGAAUUCCACAAUGCCUGGUGAACUGCAGGGGUUUGUUGGUACCCAAGCUUACAUGGCCCCCGAAGUGUUUACAAAAAAUCUUAGUGAGGGACAUGGAAGAGCAGCAGAUAUUUGGUCUGUGGGAUGUGUGGUGGUGGAAAUGGCUUCAGGAAAGCGUCCCUGGGCCCACUUCGACUCAAACUACCAAAUAAUGUUUAAAGUAGGAAUGGGACAAAGUCCCGAUCCGCCAGAUGAUAUGACAGAUGAGGGCUUAGACUUUUUAGAAUUAUGUUUUAAACACAACCCGAGAGAAAGGGCGACGGUUCACGAGCUGCUCUCCCUCAAUUUUGUAAAAGUUGGAGAUGAUUUUUAAAAACUAUUUAUUGUUAUAUGUAUAGGUUGACGUGAAAAUAAAUUUUAAGGACAUUUUAUUAUAUUUAAGUUUUAUUCUUUGAAUUGCAGUAAAUUGGUAUUGAAAAUUGAGAUUAUUGGGGUGACGGAGGAGAAUUGUGGUAGUCCAUUUUUUCUUCUAUUAGAAAAGGUAUGGAGAAGAGCCGGGUUUCUUCAAGAAACUAGGAACUAGGACUAGCUAUAAAAGUUAUAAUAUAUUUGUGUGGUGCAAUAUGUACUAGAGUAAAAAUAAAGCAGUAUUUUACUUACAACG